AUUUUUCGGCUCAUUCCACCAAAAUGCGUGCUACCAGCAUGAUGGCCGGCGUCAGCGCGAUUGCGGUCUUAAUCUACGCGGUGUGCUGCUCAGAAGAGACGAGCGGCGAGCCACACUACAGAUACAGCAGGGGAGUCGUCGUGGGAAACAUCAAACACUUGAUAAGAAAGAUGGAAUGUACCACCGACAGCAAUUGCAAACGGUGGCCCAAGACGUCGUGCGGCGAAGAUCCGGUAGACCACCGGAAACGAUGCUUGUGUGCUGACCAGACACAUCCGAUUAACGAAAAUUGCAUAACACAACCACAAGAGCUGGGACAGCCCUGCGAGCGGGAUGUUCAAUGCAUCCAACUGGCCAAAUGCGAGGUGAACCUGACCGUGGGAGAUACUAAAGUGUGUCAAUGCAGGGAAGAGUUUUACACCGAAGACGACGGUACCUGUAGUAGCGCAAUGCAAGCCGUGAUAUCGACGUACUUGGCAUUUGUGGUCGCCGUUAUUUUUCACAGCAAUUAUUAAAAAUCGCAAAAUACCUAGUUUUGGAUAGUUCAACCACACACGUUAGAGUAAAUUUAUUAUAAUAAAAAGUACGUUGUAAUGUUUUUCUUUUUUUCAUAUAAUUUAUUUUAAUUUUUUUUUGUAAAGAAUUGCCGAUAUUGUGUUGCCGGUCGCUCCUCCGAAUUGCAAUGUCGGUGUCGGUAUAGUUUGCAUGAUUUCGAAAACUGCGAGUAAUAACAAUAAAAAAAUAAACAAAUAUAUUCAUAUUUAGAUGAAAAAUAUUUUUAUAUCGUUUUAACCUAUUAGUCAUUACCAUCGCUAAAUUGAUCAUUAAGUUCUUGCUGCGUCCAAUUGCAGCUGACUAUCAGGAACAUACCGUUUGGCUGUAAUAAAUUAACUAUGUUUUCCUUGUAUAUGUUUCUUUUUUCUUUAUUUUCAUCGUUCAUACCAAUCACAUCGUAAGUGCCUUUGUCCAAAGCCAAUCUAAACAACGGCAGUGUUUUCACACUGUCGGUAAGAAAGUCAAACACUUGUAGUUUGAUGCAAUUAAUAUUCUGUUCUUGAAUUAUGGAAUUUGCUAGUUUUACAGCCGGAGCAGAAUAAUCUAUACCAUAAAGGUUAGUGAAACCCAAUUUUGCCUAAUACAAAAUAACAAAAUACAAAAAUAUAGUUUAGGCGUGAAUUAUACUUUGUGAUAACUGAUAAAAAUAAAAACAUUACUAAUUUGGAUAAUAGUAAAGCGUUGCCGCAUCCAAUGUCUAAAAUAAGCUCUUCUGGACCAACGGAACAGUUAGUUUGUAUACAGCUGCGAACAUAUUUAUUAUUUUGUAAUUUUUAAACGAAAAAAAAAAUAAAAAACUUCUUUUUGAGU
Messenger RNA from Adelges cooleyi (spruce gall adelgid), 1365 nucleotides. RefSeq lists its product as uncharacterized. Lineage: Eukaryota; Metazoa; Arthropoda; Insecta; Hemiptera; Adelgidae. The record is from RefSeq and is a predicted model, not a curated record. The transcript has 4 exons. The coding region runs from base 24 to 515 and encodes 163 amino acids.